AUGUCAUUAAUAAUCAUCAGACACCCGACAAGAAACCGUUAUGGUUGUCUCUUCAACCUUUACGCUCAAGGAAUUCCUCAUUGGACCAGACAGCAUUAUGUUAACAACUCCACAGUGCGUUGUUUCUCAACCGUAAUCAAUAAACAAAGCAUUCUCUCUGCCACGCAUUCGAUAUGGUCUCGUUUAUCAUCAGUACCGUCUUAUCAUUCUGUUUUUGACACGGUAAAGAGAUCCUUGUCUUCAAGAGAAAGUUGGCGCUGGACGUUUCAUCAUUGUAAAGAUCCUAAUCACUUACGAACAGUAGUCGAUAGACUAUUUCAUAAGCAUUCUGAACCCCACGAACUGGCCAUCAUAGCGGCGCUAGAGGCAUGCGCGAGAAUACAGACAAUGAAAAGACGAAAAGAAAACCUUACGAACGGUAAUCGUGAAACAAAUGCUAAACGAUAUAAUUACAUGUACAAUGAAAAUCGUAUCGACGAUGUGCUUACUCUUAGAAAUGAAUACGCCUCCUGCCCGCCUUCUGGUCAUCAAUAUCAAUCUCUGUCUGAUGACAUGAAACAAUAUUGGCUGGACGUACCAACGCAAUCAACAUGCAAUGUUCCAACACGGUACGAUGAUAUGUCAGACGACAUUCUUUCUAUUGCUCAGAGCAUCAUGUCCAGGGUGAAUCCGGUUUCUCACACCAUUGCCAUGUAUAAUGCAUAUAUAGCCGUAUGUGUUGAGUGUAAUCGUCAUUCAUUAGCGCACCAAGUUUUACAUCAAAUGCGAUCAAGCGGUCUGACACCUGAUACUCGAUCGUAUAAACGGUUAAUCACGUCUUACAUGUCGUCUGGUAAUUACGCUCUAGCAGUAAAUGCGACCGAAGUGUGCACCGAGACAAUUAUCAAAUCAAUGCGCAGGGCCGCUCUCUUUAAAUCUACGUUUCAUCUUGGUAUCGGAAUCUUUGCCAUUAAAUGGAUGUCAUACGGAAUGUUGCUAAGUAAUUAUCGCGUUGAGGAAAUUUCAAUCGCGUGCAUUGGAAUGAGUGUAUUAAUGGUCUCUAGGGUGAUGAUGAGUUUACUGUCUAAUGAAGUUUUCAGUCCCAUGAUGAAGCAUAGACAGGCCGCGGAAUUAAAGAGAGCAGUGGGAAUAAAGGGAGUGACAACCGGAGAAAAGCAGAUAUAG
Molecule: messenger RNA, 1164 nt
Organism: Paraglomus occultum
Lineage: Eukaryota; Fungi; Glomeromycota; Glomeromycetes; Paraglomerales; Paraglomeraceae
Source: the annotation of a GenBank genome assembly